AUGAAGUCCACCACAGCACUGAGAGCCCGAAGGGCGGCGGCCAUCCUGGCCAUAGUUCUGGCGGCAGCGCUCGCCAUGGCCGUGAACGCCCAGCAGUGCGGCUCGCAGGCUGGCGGCGCGACGUGUGCAAACUGCCUCCGCUGCAGCCAAUACGGGUACUGCAGCAGCGACGACCGCUACUGCGGCGCCGGCUGCCAGAGCCAGUGCGACGGCUGUGGUACCGGCGACCAGGGCGUGUCGUCCAUCCUGUCCAGGGACCUCUUCGAACGGCUCCUCCUUCACCGCAACGACAGGGCGUGCCUGGCUCGCGGGUUCUACACGUACGACGCCUUUCUUGCCGCCGCCGCCGCAUACCCGUCCUUCGGCACCUCCGGGAGCACGGAGACGCGGAAGCGGGAGGUGGCGGCCUUCCUCGGGCAGACCUCUCACGAGACCACCGGUGGGUGGGCCACGGCACCAGACGGCCCCUACUCCUGGGGCUACUGCUUCAAGCAAGAGAAAGGGGAUGGCACACCGAAAAGAUACUGCGAUCCGAAGCCGGAGUGGCCGUGCGCGUCAGGUAGGAAUUACUACGGCCGCGGCCCGAUCCAGCUCACCUGGAAUUACAACUACGGCCUGGCAGGGCGUGCUAUCGGGAUGGACCUGCUGAACAAUCCGGACCUGGUGGCGACAGACCCAACGGUGUCGUUCAAGACCGCGUUGUGGUUCUGGAUGACGGCACAAGCGAACAAGCCGGCGUCGCACGCUGUGAUCACGGGUCAGUGGACGCCGUCGGCCGUCGACAACGCCGCCGGCCGGUUGCCUGGCUACGGUGUCAUCACCAACAUCAUCAACGGUGGGAACGAGUGCGGAAAGGGGCAGAACCCUGAGGUGGUUGACCGUAUCGGAUUCUACAAGCGCUACUGUGACGUCCUCGGGGUCGGCUACGGUAGCAACCUUGACUGCUACUACAACCAGAGGUCAUUCAAAGACGGGCUCUCGGCUGGGCUCGCAUCACAGUAAAAACGACUGGUCACACUAAGGUUUUCGUACGUGCUAAGGGUGUGGGUUCUCGAUCUAUGCAUGUGUAAGGGUGAUCAUCAAUAAAUAAUCUUGAGGUGUUUUUUUACGUAA
Molecule: messenger RNA, 1113 nt
Organism: Triticum dicoccoides
Lineage: Eukaryota; Viridiplantae; Streptophyta; Magnoliopsida; Poales; Poaceae
Product: basic endochitinase C-like
Exons: 1
Coding region: 1-1002 (333 amino acids)
Biological process (GO): chitin catabolic process; carbohydrate metabolic process; cell wall macromolecule catabolic process
Molecular function (GO): chitin binding; chitinase activity
Source: RefSeq, a predicted model, not a curated record